Messenger RNA from Melitaea cinxia (Glanville fritillary), 2292 nucleotides. RefSeq lists its product as uncharacterized. Gene Ontology annotation, molecular function: transmembrane transporter activity. The record is from RefSeq and is a predicted model, not a curated record. NCBI's taxonomy places the organism in Eukaryota, Metazoa, Arthropoda, Insecta, Lepidoptera, Nymphalidae. The transcript is spliced from 15 exons. Gene Ontology annotation, cellular component: membrane. The coding region runs from base 70 to 2292 and encodes 740 amino acids.
UUUAUUAUAUAUAAAAAAAAAUAUAUAUAUAAAUCUUAUACUAUUGGAAUUUGGAUCUGAAAAGAAUUGAUGGUGCAACUAAAGAUGAAAGUUAAUAAGAAAUUGCUGCCAAUCAAGGGGCACUUUUUCUUAUUCAAUGCAGGUACUGCGCCUCUUGUGCCGUAUCUGUCAACGUAUGCGAGACAGCUAGGUUUUACUUCAGCAACAGUGGGAUUGAUUUACACCGUCCUGCCUAUAUUUGGUCUCUUCGCAAAACCACUGUUUGGUGUUAUUGCGGACAGGUUUCAAAUUCAAAAAUUGCUGUUCCAAGUAUUCCAAUUAGUAAUAAUAGUAAGUUUCUCGGCCAUAUAUUUCAUACCGGGAAAUGUAACGAAGGCGACCGUUGAUCUCGAUUGCGGUGAUGGAGCGUCGAUGCUCAGAAGUUGUUACAAAGACGCUGGUCAGAUAGAUCAGUGUAAGGUGAAUUCGCUCGGCAAGGAUAAUACCACAAGUGUCUGCAAGAUGAACUGCGACAUGGAUUCCCCGGACAUGUGGCAAACAGUUUGCGAACACUGGCACAUACCUAGCUACUGCUACAACAACGUGAACUCUAUCGUGUACAAGGCAAGCAUAAGUCAUAUCAUGGAGGCUGAUAAGUGUGUCCGUUUUAAUGCAUCCAUCGUUGAACUUAAUGACUUCCAAUAUUCACCAAAAUGUCGAAACAGUUCAGGAUAUGUUGAAUUGAACGAACCCUGCACGGCUAACUGUGAUAAUGACAAUCUUUCACAAUUAAUAAAUACAAGUAAAGUCAAUAUGACUUGUCAUGAUGAAAUGGUCGAUUUUCGUUUCUGUUCAUACGAUAGUAGUCAACUAUCUACUGUUAUGAAUGGAAAUGACUCUCUUGGUGAUUGUGAUAUGACAUGUGCAAUAAAUUCUCCGCUAGUGAUAAUGGAGAUAUGUGAAACAUGGAACGCCGAUACCGCCAUUACUUGCCAACCGAAAAAUAUUAAUGAACUACCUUCAAAUUUGACAUUUGACGCGACAUUAUUGCUACACAAAACACUAUCGGAACACAAAUGCGUUUAUAUUGAAGUCGAUCAUAUACAACUGAUUGAUGGUUCAACACAUUACCCGUAUUGCGUAUCGAAGAUAGAGCACAAUCCAUUACUACACGAAUUUCACUCAUUCUGUACCAUUGAAUGUGAUAAUGAUGAGGUAAACGAUGUGUUCCGGGCAGCGACAGAGAGUCAUAUAAAUGUGACGCAAUACACUAAACAGUUUUGGUUGUUCUUCUUAAUGAUGAUCAUCAGUUGGAUCGGACAAGCGGUUGUAGUGACGUUCGCUGAUACUAUAUGUUUUAAUUUAUUAGGUACAAAAAUAUCACACUACGGUAAACAAAGGCUAUGGGGUUCGGUCGGUUGGGGCAUAUUCUCACUAGUAACCGGGACCCUCAUAGACGCAUUCAGUGAAGGCUCGAACAAGGACUACACUGUUGCUUUCGUCCUUAUGUUUAUAUUCAUGUUGGGUGAUUUGAUUGUCUCCUGCUUUAUAGAGGUCGAAUCAACAAAAAUGUCAGUCAACAUAUUAGCAGAUGUCGGAUCUAUACUGUAUUCAAUACCUACGUUUAUCUUCAUAAUGUGGACAAUAGCUGUGGGUAUGUGUACGGGAUUGAUAUGGCAGUUUUUAUUCUGGCUUAUUGAAGAUGUGGCCGAUGGUACUUGUGACGGUUCGGACUAUGUGAAGACAUUGCAAGGAUUGGUCAGUGCGAUACAAAUGUUUGGAGGUGAAAUGCCUUUUAUGUUUAUAUCAGGCUACCUCCUAAAGAAGAUAGGACAUAUAAACUCUAUGACGCUAGUUCUGUUCGCAUUCGGAGUACGUCUCUUUUUGUAUUCAUUCCUGACAAAUGCCUGGUGGAUCUUACCCAUUGAACUGUUCCAAGGUAUUACUUUUGGCAUGUUCUACCCAACUAUGACGUCAUACGCCAACGUUUUAUCCCCGCCGGGAACAGAAACUACUGUCCAGGGUCUUGUAGGCGCUGUCUUCGAAGGGGUAGGUUCAUCCCUCGGUAGUUAUAUAGGAGGCGUGUUGUACGAAAACUACGGGGGUUGGAAUACAUUCCGCUGGUUCGGCUAUGGGGCAUUCGUAUCCUGUAUUCUCCACGCCCUAGCUCAGUACCUAACGAAGAACAAACACCCACAAAUGGGAAUGACUCAAGGUUUGACGAAUGUCGUUCGAUACGGACAAGGGAGCGAUGGAGACGCGGUAUACAUACUAGCUGAUAUGGACGAUGAUGCUAACGGUCGUUUGAAAUAA